Aspergillus homomorphus CBS 101889 is the source of this 1068-nucleotide messenger RNA. RefSeq lists its product as uncharacterized. Gene Ontology annotation, biological process: transmembrane transport. The transcript is spliced from 7 exons. The record is from RefSeq and is a predicted model, not a curated record. Lineage: Eukaryota; Fungi; Ascomycota; Eurotiomycetes; Eurotiales; Aspergillaceae. The coding region runs from base 1 to 1068 and encodes 355 amino acids. Gene Ontology annotation, molecular function: transmembrane transporter activity.
AUGAAUUCUGAACCUCUCCCAGCUGGAUUUGUUCUUCGUGACCCAUUGUUGGACUUUGACGAACAUGGCCAUGCGCGCCAUCCACAAGAUUGGAGCAUCUUCCGCCGAACCUGGGCUACCUUCUUGUCGCGGUUCAACCUCGUGACAAUCUCAAACAGCACUUUCAGUGAAGCCCAAGCGUCAAUUGAACAUGAGUUCGCGCUUAGCGAAGAAGUAACCGUUCUAGGGACAUCCCUUUUCCUCGUGGGCUAUCUUAUUGGGCCUUUGGUGUUUGGGCCGAUCUCCGAAAGGUUUGGACGUAAAUACUCACUCGUCGCAGGCGUUGCUGUGUCAUCGGCUUUUAGUUUGAUGCCGGCAAUAGGAAAACGUCUUGAAACGAUUUUAAUAGGUGGCUUGCUCGCCGACUUCUUCGAAUCUUGGAAUGUUGAAUAUCUGAUUCUGCAAAGAGCGGCAAAACGAUAUCGGAACCACGGGCAUCCGCAUAUUCGUUCACAAUUAGAGGUAGAAGGUGUCAGCCUCAGUCAUUUAGCACGAGCAUAUCUGGUUCGUCCCUGGUCAAUUCUCAUUUUCUACUUGUUCUACCAAUCCUACCCAGUCGCUUUUGGUGAUAUUUGUGGAUGGAACCCAAGUCUCUCCUCUCUGUCUCUGAUUGGAAUCAUUGCCGGCCUAUGGGGGGGUACUUUCGCGGUUGUUGUGUUUACCCAAGCAUAUCUUCGAUAUCAGACGGGGUGGAGAGAUAACAACUUCCAACCGGAAAUUCGCCUCUCAUUGAUGAUUGUGGGUGGCUGUCUAGUACCUGCCGAACUCUUUCGGUAUGCAUGGACAUCAAACCCAGCGAUCCCUUGGCCAAGUGAGGGCUGUGCCGGGGUCCUUAUUGGAUUGGGCAUGUCCAUAAUUUUCAUUCAAUGCUUCACAUACAUUAUUGAUUGCUACCCCGACAAAGCGAACCGUGUCAUUGCGGCUAAUGGGGCAGUGAGAAGCAUGUUGGGGCAUCUGCAGUUUGCGUGGGCCACCAGCCUAGUUGGAUUUUUGAGAGUGAUUCUGAUACCUGUUUCCGUUCUUUUAUGA